GGCACGCUCCCUCCAUAUUCCAUAUCUUUGCUAGAGUUUUGAUUACCCGUGAAGAUGUGUAUUAGAUAUAUCUCCCCUAUUUUCCCGUCCAACAUUAACCGGCGGAAUAGUCGACAGCGCCUCCCUUACAUUUAGUUAUCCAGGGCAUGUCACGUGGUACGUUUUUCAUUACGGUUCAACGUUCCACGGAACUGAAAGGAGAUAAUGACGAGUGCUAGUGCGAUCCAGGGGGCCAACUUCUGCCACCUUUUGAUGGUGGCAAUAAAUACUGAGCGGUGUCCCAACUUUUAUCUUUUUUUCAUCCUCAGCAAUUAACUACAUAUGCUGCAAUUGUCAUAAUGCAACCAGGACUGAAUAAAGGAUCCAAUUUACAGUCUCCCUCUGAGGAUGAUCAACGCUACCUCCGCCUCUAUGGAAGGCUGCCGGAAAGAGGGAGGUUACUUGGACAACAUUUUAAGGAACGGACAUACUUUGACUCGGGUGAUUUGGCUCUCUCCACAGCCGAUAGAGUGACUGAUAACGGCGCAAUUCAGACCGGUACAGCCCAUCCUAUGCGCGACAGCAUUUCGCGUCCGUAUGCCCCGGUUCCCAAUACUAGUAAUGUCAACGAAGAUGCCAACAGGGAUUUUAUCGGCAAGAAAAGCCCGUCUCCGGAAAUGAUAGGUAGUCCUCUACACCACAAAGUGGAUGACAGUGGGAAUAAGGUGUAGAAAUCAAAAGAAACAUUUUAGGACAGGCCGGCUUUUUGCGAUCACGUGUGUUUUUGUUUAAUGCAGGAGAACCUUGUGAUACCCAUAUCAAUUUGGUAGAAACUAUGAGACCACGAGGGUGUGAAAUCUGAUGUUUUGAUAUCCUAAAACGUAUUAUCCAGCUCCUACUUGAUGGCACUAAGCCUCAAGACCUCGUACGUCAUUACCCGUGACUGAUCGUACUUGAAUUACCCCAGGCUUCAAUUAGACCUCGCCCUAGCCCGCGGGCGACCCUCCGAGGGCGGCUGGUAGACCCGCAAAAUGAGGGCGGAGGGCCGCGAGCUCCUCCUCGCGGGCCGGGCGGGGGUAAAAAUCCGCCCUCAGAGGGCCGCC
Aspergillus alliaceus is the source of this 1082-nucleotide messenger RNA. RefSeq lists its product as uncharacterized. The record is from RefSeq and is a predicted model, not a curated record. The coding region runs from base 339 to 710 and encodes 123 amino acids. The transcript is spliced from 3 exons. Lineage: Eukaryota; Fungi; Ascomycota; Eurotiomycetes; Eurotiales; Aspergillaceae.